Cavia porcellus (domestic guinea pig) is the source of this 5542-nucleotide messenger RNA. RefSeq names its product SWI/SNF related, matrix associated, actin dependent regulator of chromatin subfamily c member 1 (gene Smarcc1). Gene Ontology annotation, biological process: positive regulation of DNA-templated transcription. Lineage: Eukaryota; Metazoa; Chordata; Mammalia; Rodentia; Caviidae. Gene Ontology annotation, molecular function: nucleosomal DNA binding; histone binding. The record is from RefSeq and is a predicted model, not a curated record. The transcript is spliced from 28 exons. Gene Ontology annotation, cellular component: npBAF complex; nBAF complex; SWI/SNF complex. The coding region runs from base 72 to 3386 and encodes 1104 amino acids.
CGCGCGGGUGCGAACGGGAAACACCGCGAGGGCCGGGGCAAGCGGAGCGGUGGGGACGAAGGACAGCGACUAUGGCCGCGGCGGCGGGCGGGGGCGCGGGAGCGGCGGCAGGAGCAGUGGGGGCCGGGGGCGCGGGGGCGUCGGCCGCGGGCCUGGCUGUAUACCGGCGGAAGGACGGGGGCCCAGCGAGCAAGUUCUGGGAGAGCCCGGAGACGGUGUCGCAGCUGGACUCGGUGCGCGUCUGGCUGGGCAAGCAUUACAAGAAGUAUGUUCACGCCGAUGCUCCUACCAAUAAAACACUGGCUGGCCUGGUGGUGCAACUUCUCCAGUUCCAGGAAGAUGCCUUCGGGAAGCAUGUCACCAACCCCGCCUUCACCAAACUACCUGCAAAGUGUUUCAUGGACUUCAAAGCUGGAGGCACCUUGUGUCACAUUCUUGGGGCUGCUUACAAGUACAAAAAUGAACAGGGGUGGAGGAGAUUUGAUUUACAGAAUCCUUCCAGAAUGGAUCGUAAUGUUGAAAUGUUUAUGAACAUUGAAAAGACAUUGGUGCAGAACAAUUGUCUGACCAGACCCAGCAUCUACCUCAUUCCAGACAUUGAUCUGAAGUUGGCUAACAAACUGAAGGAUAUCAUCAAGCGGCAUCAGGGAACAUUCACAGAUGAGAAGUCGAAGGCUUCCCACCACAUAUACCCAUACCCUUCCUCACAAGAGGAUGAAGAAUGGUUGCGACCCGUGAUGAGAAAGGACAAGCAGGUGUUAGUGCACUGGGGAUUUUACCCAGACAGCUAUGAUACUUGGGUGCAUAGUAAUGACGUUGAUGCAGAAAUCGAAGACCCACCAAUUCCAGAAAAGCCGUGGAAGGUUCAUGUGAAAUGGAUCUUGGAUACUGAUGUUUUCAAUGAGUGGAUGAAUGAAGAAGAUUACGAAGUGGAUGAGAGCAGGAAGCCAGUGAGUUUCCGUCAGCGAAUUUCAACAAAGAAUGAAGAGCCAGUCAGAAGCCCAGAGCGGAGAGACCGAAAGGCCUCCGCCAAUGCCCGGAAGAGGAAGCACUCACCCUCGCCGCCACCCCCCACGCCCGCUGAGUCGCGCAAGAAAAGCGGCAAGAAGGGCCAAGCUAGUCUGUACGGGAAGCGCAGAAGUCAGAAAGAGGAAGAUGAGCAAGAAGAUCUUACCAAGGACAUGGAGGACCCAACACCAGUACCCAAUAUAGAGGAAGUGGUGCUUCCCAAAAAUGUAAACCCAAAGAAAGAUAGUGAAAAUACCCCGGUUAAAGGAGGAACUGUAGCCGAUCUAGAUGAGCAGGAUGAAGAAACCGUUACAACAGGAGGAAAGGAAGAUGAAGAUCCUAGCAAAGGGGAUCAGAGUCGGUCGGUUGACCCUGGUGAAGAUAAUGUCACCGAGCAAACCAAUCACAUUAUUAUCCCCAGCUACGCCUCGUGGUUUGAUUAUAACUGUAUUCAUGUGAUUGAACGGCGCGCACUUCCUGAAUUUUUCAAUGGAAAAAAUAAAUCCAAGACUCCAGAAAUAUACCUGGCGUAUCGAAACUUUAUGAUCGACACGUAUCGUCUGAAUCCUCAAGAAUAUCUGACCAGCACUGCCUGUCGGAGGAACUUGACUGGAGAUGUGUGUGCCGUGAUGAGGGUUCAUGCCUUCCUAGAGCAGUGGGGCCUGGUCAAUUACCAAGUUGAUCCAGAAAGUCGACCCAUGGCAAUGGGACCCCCUCCGACUCCUCACUUCAAUGUAUUAGCUGACACCCCCUCAGGGCUUGUGCCUCUGCAUCUUCGAUCACCUCAGGUCCCUGCUGCUCAGCAGAUGUUAAAUUUCCCUGAGAAGAACAAGGAAAAACCAAUAGAUUUGCAGAAUUUUGGUCUUCGUACUGACAUUUAUUCCAAGAAAACAUUAGCAAAGAGUAAAGGUGCUAGCGCUGGAAGAGAGUGGACAGAACAGGAGACCCUUCUCCUCCUGGAGGCCCUGGAGAUGUACAAGGAUGAUUGGAACAAAGUGUCUGAACAUGUAGGAAGUCGCACUCAAGAUGAGUGCAUCCUUCACUUUUUGAGGCUCCCCAUCGAGGACCCAUACCUCGAGAAUUCGGAUGCCUCCCUUGGGCCGCUGGCCUACCAACCUGUCCCUUUCAGUCAGUCGGGAAACCCAGUCAUGAGCACUGUGGCUUUCUUAGCAUCUGUGGUGGACCCUCGUGUAGCAUCUGCUGCAGCGAAAGCAGCUCUGGAAGAGUUUUCUCGAGUACGGGAGGAGGUUCCACUGGAGUUGGUUGAAGCACAUGUGAAGAAAGUUCAAGAAGCUGCACGAGCCUCCGGAAAGGUGGAUCCCACUUAUGGCCUGGAAAGCAGCUGCAUUGCAGGCACUGGGCCCGAUGAGCCGGAGAAGCUGGAAGGAGCUGAAGAGGACAAAAUGGAAACGGAUACUGACGGUCAGCAGCCGGAAAAGGCAGAGAACAAAGGAGAAAAUGAAACAGAUGAAGGUGAUAAAGCACAAGAUGGAGAAAAUGAAAAACACAAUGAGAAGGAACAAGAUGGUGAAGUUACUGAAGAUACCAAAUCAGAAGAAAAGGAGACUGAAGAGAACAAGGAACUCACUGAUGCAUGUAAAGACAGAGAAAAUGACACCGUGAAGAAGAAAGUAGAGCAUGAGAUUUCCGAAGGAAAUGUUGCCACCGCUGCGGCAGCUGCUCUUGCCUCAGCUGCCACCAAAGCCAAGCACCUGGCUGCUGUGGAAGAGAGAAAGAUCAAGUCUCUGGUAGCUCUGCUGGUUGAGACGCAAAUGAAGAAACUAGAGAUCAAACUCCGGCAUUUCGAGGAGCUUGAAACGAUCAUGGACAGAGAGAAAGAGGCUCUGGAACAGCAGAGGCAGCAGUUGCUUACUGAACGACAGAACUUCCACAUGGAGCAGCUGAAAUACGCUGAGUUACGUGCCCGCCAGCAAAUGGAACAGCAGCAGCAUGGCCAGAACCCUGCACAGGUGCAUCAGCAUGCAGGGGGCCCUGGCCUGGCCCCACUCGGAGCCGCUGGUCACCCGGGCAUGAUGCCCCAUCAGCAGCCCCCUCCCUACCCACUGAUGCACCACCAGAUGCCACCACCUCACCCGCCCCAGCCAGGUCAGAUGCCAGGCCCAGGUUCCAUGAUGCCCGGCCAGCCCAUGCCAGGCCGCAUGAUGCCUACCGUUGCAGCCAACAUCCACCCUGCGGGAAGUGGUCCUACCCCUGCUGGUAUGCCUCCGAUGGCAGGGAACAUCUUAGGACCCCGAGGGCCUCUCACAGCGCCCAAUGGCAUGUAUCCCCCUCCGCCACAGCCGCCACCGCCACCGCCGCCUGCAGAUGGGGUCACUCCCCCGCCUGCUCCAGGUCCGCCGGCCCCGGCCGCUCCUUAGCCAAGGAAGCACAAAACCUGUGUGCCCACCACCACGGCUGAAGUGAACAAGACUUGAAUUCCUGGCCCAUCUCAAGUUUCCUUCAGGAUUCUGUUUUCACAGCCUCAGCACACACCUGUGUCUCCCCACUCCUCCUGACCCCUCUCCGAACUCCAACACAGCCUGUGCUCGGUGGGACGCCCAUGGUGACAGUGUGGCAUGGCUGUCCUCCAUCCUGUGACUCCUGUCCUCCAGGUGUGGGGUGUGGCUGGCAGGUUAUGGGCAGUGUCUGUCAGCGUUAGUAUUCAGUGUCGAUGUUUGCUCUCCUGCUACUUUUUGCUUUGUCUUAUGCUUCUAUGGAUAAUCCUUUAUAAUUAUUAUCUUUUCAUAUGUUAUGAUUGUUUUAAAGGAGAGCAUCCUGAGUUAAUAGGAACCAAAAAAUGGUGAUGGCAGAAUACAGCCACAGGGGACACACCUUAAGGCAUUACAAGUGACCUUAAUUCUGCUUAUCCGAGCUGUGAGUGAUGCUGCUGGUGAAGUUUGCUGAGACCUUGGCCACACAUCAAUGCAGCAGACUGAAGAGAUGGGAAGGGGCACCCCACUGAUGAGUGUUUCCUGGGAGGCCUCUGUCCAGCCUCCAAGAUGCCCUUUGAACUGGUGGAGGAGAGCACAGACAUGAGGACAUGGCCACUCCUUCCCGGCCCCUCUGGUUCUGGUUUUCUAUGCAGAUGAUUUGUGGGGGUGGGAUGGGGAAGUUGUGUUUUGAGGGCUGGAUUUGGGGGGCAUUCCUAGGCGCUCUAGAUAAGCCAGGAAAGUUGAAGGAGAGUACAGCAAUGACCCCCUCCCCCAGUCAAUCUAGCCUGCUUUGCAUGCCUGCUUUUUUCUCCCUCUUUUAAAAAAAAAAACCUUCAAAAUAAAAUUUUUUUUAAAAAGUAGAUAGUGUUAAGCAAUUUAGCUCAUAGAACUUAACCGGUUAGGAUGUCUGAGGGUCAGGUCCCCAAACUACCUCUUGCAGUAGCCAGGGGGGGUGGCAUUCGUGAAGCGGUACUUUAGGUUCAGGGUGGGAUUAGAGAAGUGAGGCAGGGUCAUCAGCCUCUCUGCAGUCUCAUGUUGCACUGUCAGGGGGUGUCAAAGAGGUGCAGAGGGUACCAGGACCCUCACUUGGUUCCAGAGCAUCAUGCUUUAAUGUGGGGGUAAUCCAGCUGGGAGGGUGGGGUGUCACUAGAAGAAGAGCUACAAAAAAUGCCUUAAUUGAGCCCAUAUCUGGCCCUGCUGAUGAGUGCCCUGAGAGUUCUGUGUUUGUCCUCCUUCCCACUCCCCCCACCCUGUGACGAGCGGAAGAGAGGUUUUCGGAGCUCCUGGCUGCUUCUCUUCACGGUCUCAAAUGGCAGUUGUAUUACUUAGAAUGUAAGCUAGGACAUCUCUUGGGUAUCUUUUUCUAUGUAUUUUCUAAAGCUUUACAUAUGAGAGGGUGUAGGAAGGUAUUUGGAACACUUUAGAACUUUUUCCCUUAAUAACAGAAAGCAAAAAAUAAAAACCACAAGUGAGAUUUGCCUUCAGACCCUCAGGUUUAUCUCUCACCAGGUGGCCCUGCUCAGCAUCAGAGUACUGGAAUUCUGGAACCCAGGAGACCUUGUUCGUUUUGCAUGUUUGUUCUGGACACGGGGUGGAAACAAAGGACCUUGUUCCUACUGGAGUUCACUUCCAAUGUAUUUGCUUCCAGAAAGACCCCAGUGCCUUUCAACAGUGGCCAGGGUUUCCCCUACUUCCCUCCAGUCUUUCCCAAAGGAAACUCAUUCUAAAUACUUACCUUUUCCCCUGGAGUCCUAGAAAAAAAACAGAAUUUGUGGUUCUUACUGUGGUCCCUUGUAACCUCAGGUCUUUAAUGUGAUCACUUUCAAAAUUAAAAAAUCCAGGUGGAAAUAUUUUUACUAUGCUAGUAAUCUUACGAAGUACCUGAAUUCAAUACUGUUAUGUUUCAGAAUAAGUGAUGACAUUUUCUUUUUGUGUCUUUAAUCUGGUUUCAUUCCUGUAAUACAGCCACCCAAUUUGGGGGCAGGUGAUAAUAAGUGGUUUUUGUACAAACAUCUUUCUCACCGUGGCAUUAUUUUGAAAAAAUGAGGGGAGGGAGUUUUGAGAAAUUGGAGCAAAUGAAUAAAUGAAAUACCAUUUCUGAA